Dothidotthia symphoricarpi CBS 119687 is the source of this 1318-nucleotide messenger RNA. RefSeq lists its product as uncharacterized. Bases 226 to 936 code for a protein of 236 amino acids. Lineage: Eukaryota; Fungi; Ascomycota; Dothideomycetes; Pleosporales; Dothidotthiaceae. The record is from RefSeq and is a predicted model, not a curated record. The transcript has 5 exons.
CUCUAAGCUUCCCUCGCAUCCUGCGCGCCUAUUUGCUCCGUCGCAACCUGCCUGGAGGAGCAGCAGCGUACCGUGCCGGCGAUCCUUGAGGCGGCAGCGUCCACACCUCACGCCCAGAUCACGCACCCUCGUACUACCUCGACCCCGCAACUCCUCUCGCCGCGCCCUUGCUCGAGACACUCUGUAUUCAUAGCUGCAGACAGAGGCGACGGGUGUCUCUUCACCAUGACGCGAGUGGUAGUGUACGCCGUGAGCUUGGUCUUCACCAUUGCUUGCACCGUCAUGACGAUUGCCAGCAUCGCCAUGCCGCGAUGGGUCAGCUAUAGUCCGAACGGCGAGCGCGAGUACUCGUACGGCCUCCACAGCCGCUGCUCGGCCGUCACCGGUACCUGCGUCCCUUUUCCUCGCGACAGCGACUGCGCAAAGGAUGCGUCCUUCUGCAACAUGUGGAGGACCGUGGGAUUCUUGACGUCGUUUGGCGUCGUCGUCGAGCUGUGCACACUGGUCUCAUUCGUAGUCAUCAUGGCAGGUGGCGUGCAGCGCAGAGUGCAGGGAUGGGGGAUAGUGGCCUCUGUGCUGCUCUUCAGUGCUUUCGUUCAGUGCGCAGGCAUGGCUAUCGUGGCCUUCCUCUUCGACAACGACUCUCGCUUCUGGAGCGGCUGGCACCUCGACGCGUCCUGGUCUCUCUGUACAGCAUCCUGGAUCUUACUUGUGUUGACAAGUCUGGGCAUCGCAGCCUCAUCCAUAUACCUCCCAUACGAGGGUGACUACGAGUUCAUACCUGACCAGUCCCAACUUGAGCCUGACGACAGGCUUUUGUCGCGAAUCGCGGCGUGGGACAACGGGUACAAAGGCGAUGCGCAUGAGUACUCAUAUCAACGAGAUCAGGAUGCCCAGAGCAUUACAAGUUUUGUCAGCGAGCAAAGUCGACGAUGAAACGAACAAACACAAAAUGUGCGAGACUGUGAGAUGAACAACGACCAAAUGUCAGGCACAAUCACAAAUUGACCCUGAUUUAGGGUGGUAGUCUCAGUCACGUGUUAUUGAUGUUACUUCCUGAGCAUGUAGAUUGUUAUUCCAUUUUUUCCGAUACCCAUCAGCUGGUCACGCUGUAGGGUUUAAUAGUUUUAUAAUUGCGUAUUUCAUAACAGAGAACAUGCAAUGAAUUGAUGGUUGAACGAUGUGUAGCAAAAAUAGGAAAUAAAAGCAUAACGUUAGGUACCGCCUAGCAUUCCAUGCAGACACUUGCUAGAGGGUAGUCACGUGCGCUAGUGUGGAAGUAUAUAUACUAAAAGGGCUACACCAAGUAAGUAGCAGG